AAAAAUCGAUACCAACUUGCCGGUGAUGCCACCUGGUUCUGAGCUUCGUCUGUUUAGUUUUUGCCAUGACCAUCAGGAUUGCAAGGCGAAAUAUGUUUUUUAUACACGCCCCCGAGGAGGAGAAGUGCACGGAGGCGCAGCUGGACAUCCUGAUGAAGAUAAACUCCGGGGAGUAUCGGCUAGUGAAGAAGAACAAGCGCAGCUCCGUGUGGAACGUCUACCGGGAAAUCGCUCGUCCGGACGGUACAAAGUUGAAAUGGCGAUACUUUUGCAUGGGCUGCAAGAGAGUGAUGCAGAGCACCGGGGGCACCACCUCCAAUCUGCGCAUCCACAAGUGCCACGCGCGGUAUAUCAAGCAGAACGCCCAUCUAACCGACGGGAGUCACUCCUACAACCAUGCUCCCGCGACCCCAGCUAGCCAACAGUCGCCGCGCGUCCAGAAACCGAAGACCAAGCGACAGCCAUCCUAUGCCACCCAGUGUGAACAGUUCUAUGAGGAUCCGCUGACCCAGUAUAGCGACUUGGAGGAUGACAUUAAGGAAGAGGAGCGCACUCUGGAAUGCGAGCGUGAACUGGAGUCCUCCAAUUCCAGACCACUGCUAAAGCUCUUUUCCGAGGAGAACUUGUCGGUUGAGCCAGAGGAGCUGGAAGACGAGGGUGAGGCUGAGACUGCGGAGACGGAAGACCAGGUGCCUAUCGAGCUGGACUUAUCUGACGUCCACCAUACUUCCUCGGACAUAAGCCAUGAUGUAAUCGAGCCCAAAUCAGAGGAAAGUGGCUACCACUUCGAUGCCAGUGCUAUUUCCGAAGCUGAAUCCUAUGCCAAAGCCUGGGCUCACGCCUUCCUGCGGCUAAACGAAGACCAAAAGUUCUACGCCAAGCGCUCCAUUGAUGAGCUACUAGUACUGGGUCGUCUGGAGCGACUGAACAUUUCCACAGUCACAUCCUUGACCACAAACCUGUAGCACCUCACCAUGCCAUAAGAGUGUAAAUUAGCCUAAAAAUUAAUUUAUAUUGCAGACUAAAUGAUUUGCUAAUUUAACGUAGAUUGUGUUUAAAAAAAACGCCAAAAAAAAGGUACUAAAAUCAUGCUUAUAACUUUCCUAAGCCAUUUUUAUAAUAAAUCCAUCCAUUGUAAUAUAAAAUACCAAUAUAUGACAUAUUAUAUUCAGGA
Drosophila erecta is the source of this 1174-nucleotide messenger RNA. RefSeq lists its product as uncharacterized. Gene Ontology annotation, molecular function: DNA binding. Lineage: Eukaryota; Metazoa; Arthropoda; Insecta; Diptera; Drosophilidae. Gene Ontology annotation, cellular component: nuclear body. The record is from RefSeq and is a predicted model, not a curated record. The transcript is spliced from 2 exons. Bases 66 to 965 code for a protein of 299 amino acids. Gene Ontology annotation, biological process: positive regulation of DNA-templated transcription.